Molecule: messenger RNA, 1473 nt
Organism: Baudoinia panamericana UAMH 10762
Lineage: Eukaryota; Fungi; Ascomycota; Dothideomycetes; Mycosphaerellales; Teratosphaeriaceae
Exons: 3
Coding region: 121-1473 (450 amino acids)
Source: RefSeq, a predicted model, not a curated record
CAUUGUGGACACACUGAUAGGGUGCGGCUGAACGCGUUGGGUCAGGAACGAAUCGUAACACCAUGAACCUGCUGACUGCUCGUACCAUCAGUGUGGUCCCAUGCGUCAAACCCUACGGAGAUGACAUCCACUAGCGAGAAGCCUAUCAUAUCACAGGAAGUCGACUUUGCAACAUCAACGCCAGCCGCGCCACGUGCUUUGUGGAGCUUAACGAGCGGCGAUCAGCGAUUUGCUUCCCGCGGAAUCCGCCAGCGGUACAACAACAGGAGAGUUCGACAACCCUUCGUUCGCCUCACACCUAUCGACAGUGCUGGAGACAUCGCUAUCGUUGAGAUUAUCUCUCUACCGUCUUCGCGCGAACAGUUGCUAGCCUCGCGUCUUACACACGCUCUAGAAGCUUGCAAAUUGUCCGAGUCAUGGCCGGUGUUCGUCGCCACCAGAGUCGGCCACAGCGAGAUUGUAGAUCUCGCUGUCGAAGCUCUUGCAAAUGCACAGCAGUAUGCCGCAUCGAGAUAUGUGGGUUCGCCUAACCGUUCGCUUAUGCCGUAUACCAAUGCUCUCACGAAGCUAAGAUGUGAUCUGAACUGUCCGGAGAAGAUCCAUCAAGACGAUACAGUGAUCACGGUUGCGCUCCUUGCAUUGGUGGAACAUCUUCUGUCGCCAAUCAGUCCACCCUUCCGGUCGCAUCUGCACGGAUUAUAUGCGCUUCUCGCUCAUCGUCCACCAUCACAUCCGGACCAUGAAAGCGAUGUCAUACGAGCUAUUUUCUAUGACCACUGGACGUUCGCCUUCCUGAAGCCAUGCGUGCAGGGCACCGCGUCGCCCUUCGACCGUGAUGAUUGGUGUCGAAUGCAGCCAGUGGCGAUGGACGUACUACAACCGGCUGUAAUUACCCUACGACGAAUUGCGAAUGAACUCUUCAUCCGUUUCCCGAGACUGAUAGCACACAUCCGCGACGCUCGGCAGAGGGAUCCACCUGAGCUCAAGUACGAUGCAGUGACCCUGGCGGCGAAGCUUGUAGGAUUAAAGGAUGCGGAGGCCGAGAAUGAACUCCUGCAUCAAGUUGAGUUGGAGAGGACGUCUUGGGCAGUCGAUCAAGAAAUCAUCCCGGUCUCGUUUCGCUUCUUGCGUGUCGCGCAGUACGAGGCUGCGAUAUACUACUGGCAGGCUCAGCUCUUUCUCGCUCGGAUAUGCAAGCGAGCCAACGAGCUAGUGCCCGAAGACGAAGCUUUGCCGGUUGACGAAGACGAAAUGCGCCGAAUGUGCAAGAAUAUCUUCAUGUCCUUUCAGUACACCCUCGGUGCCGGCAUGCCGGGCAUCAGCGCAGUCCAGAUGGCCGUAGUGGCGUGCUGGGGUUCGCUGAUUGACUUCCCGAAGCUGUUUGAGCCGAAAUUCAAUGCUGAGACGCUUCGGUCAUGGAUCGUUGAAAGCAUCAAUGCCAUGACGCAGGGGUGGUUCGUGUUGACUUCGUAG